Xenopus laevis (African clawed frog) is the source of this 1149-nucleotide messenger RNA. RefSeq names its product serine/threonine-protein kinase dst1-like. Lineage: Eukaryota; Metazoa; Chordata; Amphibia; Anura; Pipidae. The record is from RefSeq and is a predicted model, not a curated record. Bases 751 to 1149 code for a protein of 132 amino acids. The transcript is spliced from 7 exons.
CCUAGCUGAACUCUACGUACUUGAACGCGUUUCUGGCCACGACAACUUCCCUGCCUUUUAUGGAGCCUAUUAUCUAAGGCCCAGCAUUUCAAAUGAAGAGGCGCUAUGGAUUGCUAUGACAAUGUGUGCUGGUGGCUCCGUAGACGCCUUAAUUAGGAGCACGCCCAAUAGAUCCUUGGAUGAGACCUGGAUUUCAUACAUAUGCAAGAAAGUUUUACAGGGCCUGGAUUACUUACAGGAACUGAACGUGAUACAUCAUGAUCUCAAGGGCGCCAAUAUAAUGUUAACUUCUACGGCCCAUGUGAAGAUAAGUAAGUGACGUUUAUUAUCUAUAGGAAGAAUGGGUGCCACAAAAGCAAAGGGUACAUUUAUUGCUCAUCUCAAUGCCUAGCUUUUCUUAGGCAUCAUAAAACUUUAAAGGGGAUCUCUACCCAAAAAUGGCACCUUUGCCUAAUUCAAAAAUAUCAUUGUAAGCAUCGUUCUAAUAUACAGUCAUUAAGAAUGUUCAGUGUCUGUCUUUACACUCUCUUUGCACCUGGUUCAAAUCAAUAGUCAGCACCAGACAAAAGAAAAUACUGCUUCAAAAAUAUAUUUCCAUUUGUAAUAACUGUAGCACCUUUCUGUAUUGUCAUAGAUGUUAUUACUGCAUUGUACAAAGUAAAUUCAUGCUUGUUUCUUUCAAUUUCAGUUGAUUUUGGCCUGGCCACAAUAGGGCCCAUCAGUACAAGUAAUGCAGGAACCCGCUGUUGGAUGGCACCUGAAGUCCAUGCAUGUUUUACAAGAAAUGUACAUUAUAACUACAAGGUGGAUGUGUGGUCUUUAGGAAUCACAGCCAUAGAAAUGGCAGAAUACGAUCCUCCACACAUUAAACUCCGUGGUACUGAGCUUUCCGAAAGGAUUAUGAAUGGUCCAGCUCCAGCUCUAAAAGAGGAUAUAUGGAGUAAUAAAUUCCAUAGAUUUAUUAAUAAAUGCCUUCAGAAGGAUCCAGCCAAAAGACCAUUCGCAAAGGAACUCCUAUUAAACCGAUUCAUCACAUAUAAUCGAGAUGAAGACGAGGUGCAAUAUAGCAUAGCAGAGCAUAUACAGAAAGGGCAGCUGUGCCGGAAACACGUCAAGCUAACCAUGCAGCGUGUUCUUAAUAUGGAUUAA